Chelmon rostratus (copperband butterflyfish) is the source of this 1744-nucleotide messenger RNA. It is a transcript of the gene nono, whose product is annotated as non-POU domain containing, octamer-binding. The coding region runs from base 140 to 1465 and encodes 441 amino acids. Lineage: Eukaryota; Metazoa; Chordata; Actinopteri; Chaetodontiformes; Chaetodontidae. Gene Ontology annotation, cellular component: nucleus. The record is from RefSeq and is a predicted model, not a curated record. The transcript has a single exon. Gene Ontology annotation, molecular function: RNA binding. Gene Ontology annotation, biological process: regulation of DNA-templated transcription.
CGGAAUGAGGUCACAAUAGCGUUGCGGCAGCACGCAGCCUCGCCAUUUUCGUAGCUCUUUGUGCGCCACUGUCUGCACAGCUUUCGUCUCUUUAUCGGACGAUUCGUUAAUCGGACGGUUUUAAUUCUGUUGCAACAAAAUGCAAGGAAACAGAGGCCCCCAGCAGAACCAUGGCCCCAACCGCCCUGGAGACCAGAAGAAACCCGGAGGAACAAACACGAACGGCCAGCAGCCUGAACCCAGCGAACAGACCAAUCCGAAUGAGGCCUUAACCCUGGACCUGCAGAGCUUCAGGAAGCCCGGGGAGAAAACCUUCACCCAGCGCAGCAGGCUGUUCGUAGGAAACCUGCCAACCGGAGUUACAGAGGAGGACCUCGAAAAGCUGUUCGCCAAGUACGGUAAAGCCAGCGAGAUCUUCAUCAACAAGGAAAGAGGCUUCGGCUUCAUCCGCCUGGAGACCAGGAUCAUAGCAGAGAUCGCCAGAGCCGAGCUGGAUGAUACUCCGUUCAGAGGCAGGCCCAUACGGGUGAGGUUUGCAACACACGGUGCUGCUUUAACUGUGAAAAAUUUGCCAGAGUUUGUGUCCAAUGAGCUGCUGGAGGAGGCCUUCGCCGUCUUUGGUCAGAUAGAGAGAGCUGUGGUCAUAGUGGAUGACCGAGGGAGGCCCACAGGGAAGGGAAUAGUGGAGUACACAUCAAAGCCAGCAGCGAGAAAGGCUUUGGAUAAGUGUGGUGAUGGUGCCUAUCUUCUCACAGCUUUUCCUCGACCCAUUACAGUGGAACCUAUGGAACAGUUUGAUGAAGAGGAGGGUCUGUCAGAAAAGCUUAUAAACAAAAACCAGCAGUAUCACAAAGAGCGCGAGCAGCCGCCACGAUUUGCCCAGCCGGGUUCCUUCGAGUACGAGUACGCCAUGCGCUGGAAGGCCCUGAUGGAGAUGGAGAAGCAGCAGUACGAAAUGGUGGACCGCAACAUGAAGGAGGCCCAGGAGAAGCUGGAGGCUGAGAUGGAGGCGGCCAGACACGAGCAUCAGGUGAUGCUGAUGAGGCAGGACCUGCUGAGGCGGCAGGAGGAGCUGCGGAGGAUGGAGGAGCUCCACAGUCAGGAGGUGCAAAAGAGGAAACAGGCUGAGCUCCGGCAGGAGGAGGAACGCCGGAGGAGAGAGGAGGAGAUGAGGAUGCGCAACGAGGAGAUGAUGAAGAGGCAGCAGGAGGGCUUCAGAGGCAACUUCUCUGAAAACAGAGAGCAAGACAUGAGGAUGCAUAUGGGCAGUCACGGGAUGCCCAUGAACAGAAACUCGCUGGGUGGUAAUUCUGGUUCUGCCGGUACGUCCGGCAUGGCUGCUGAGAAUGCUCCAAUGAUGCCGGGGUCAGGAAACAACAACAUGCCCGGGGGAGGCCAGGGUGGCUUCCCCAGAGGCCUGCCCGGGCCUGGAGACUAUGGACCUAACAAGCAACGCAGAUUUUGAAUCAUGUCUAUUUUUCCCCUUUUCAUACUCACUGUAUUUUAAAGUCCAGGUAGUGAGUGUUACUUUUUAAACUCUGACAACAGUUGCAUGUUUUAUUUUGUUUUUUACUUUUUAUUUGUACUUUUUUGGGUUAUAUUUUAGUACUAAAGUGUCAUAACUCUCCAGAUGAGCCAUGUGUUGUCAUUUAUUUUUCACCUUAAUGUAUUUUUCAUAGGGAUAGAAAAUGUUUUUGUCCUGGAUAUGUUGACUUUUCUGGAAUAAAUUCAAGAUUCCCUAAGA